Molecule: messenger RNA, 975 nt
Organism: Coprinopsis cinerea okayama7#130
Lineage: Eukaryota; Fungi; Basidiomycota; Agaricomycetes; Agaricales; Psathyrellaceae
Product: RAB-protein geranylgeranyltransferase
Exons: 9
Coding region: 1-975 (324 amino acids)
Biological process (GO): protein geranylgeranylation
Cellular component (GO): cytoplasm; Rab-protein geranylgeranyltransferase complex
Molecular function (GO): Rab geranylgeranyltransferase activity
Source: RefSeq, a predicted model, not a curated record
AUGCAUGGGAUAAAACGGGUUAAGCAAACUCCCGAGGCCCUCGAGGCCAGGAAACAGAAAGAACGAGCCAAGAUCCAAGAGUUUACGGCACUUUCAGAGGACUUGUUGCGCAGGAAAAAAGAAUCAGACUACUCUGAAGAUGCUUUUAAAUUGACGACCAGAUUGCUUCAUAUCAACCCCGAAUUCUACACCAUCUGGAAUUAUAGGAGGAAUAUCUUGCUCAAGGGCUUAUUCACGGUUAGAAUCCUUACCGACGAAUUAGGGAUGACCAUGGCGGCGCUCAAAUCACAUCCUAAAGUAUACUGGAUCUGGAACCACCGAAGAUGGUGCCUCGAGAACAUCCCUUUCGGGCCUGGAGAGGAAGGCACACCUUCUCACAAUGACUGGAGGAAUACAGCCUGGAAUAACGAACUGUACGUCGUGGAGAAGCUACUCGACGCCGAUGCGCGUAACUUCCAUGCCUGGGACUACCGACGCUACGUCUUGGCCAGUAUGCCAGUCCCUCGGCCCGAACUCAGUGAAUUAGGAUACACCUCUCGCAAAAUAGGCGCCAACUUUUCCAACUUCAGCGCCUGGCACCAGAGAUCCAAGGUUCUGCCAAGGCUUUGGGAAGCAGGUACUUUGGACGAAAAGACGUCCAGAGAAUCAGAAUUCGAAUUGGUGCGGAAUGCGAUGUAUACAGAACCAGCAGAUCAGAGUGUAUGGGUUUAUCAUCGGUGGUUGGUUGGAUCAAAUCCGGACAAAGUUUUACUGCUGCGAGAGAUAGAAGCGAUCAACGAGCUUCUGGAGGAACAGCCUGAUAGUAAAUGGUGUAUGGAAUCUACGGUCCACUAUUCACGGCUGUUCAUCAAGCUGUAUCCGUCCGAUCCCGCGGCUGCUGGCCUCUUUAAGAAGUGUCAGAAGUAUCUUAAGGAACUUGAGGUACUGGAUCCAUACCGAGCGCAGCGCUAUCGUGACUUAGCCUCUACCAUGUAA